Messenger RNA from Diorhabda carinulata, 2077 nucleotides. RefSeq names its product glucose dehydrogenase [FAD, quinone]-like. The transcript is spliced from 4 exons. Gene Ontology annotation, molecular function: oxidoreductase activity, acting on CH-OH group of donors; flavin adenine dinucleotide binding. The coding region runs from base 141 to 1991 and encodes 616 amino acids. Lineage: Eukaryota; Metazoa; Arthropoda; Insecta; Coleoptera; Chrysomelidae. The record is from RefSeq and is a predicted model, not a curated record.
UAUAGAAAAAUGUUAAUCAGUAAUAAUAAUAAGCAUAAUAAGUACAGUGGAAUACUUAUAAACGAAAAAAAAACAAAAUCAAAUAUUAAUUUUUGAAAAACAGGUUAAGAGGUGUUGGAUGAAAUUUUUUAUUUUGAAAAAUGAAGCAUUUAAUUUUGCUGUUACUACUUAUCGAAAUUAUUACAUGCGACGACUUUGAAAGAUUUUGUGAUUCCGUAGUGAAUAGAAUAAAUGAAAUUAAUCAACAUGUGAGAGCAACAAAUAAUUCUUAUAUGUACUCAACGAAUGAUUCAACAAUUUAUAAUGGUGGUAGCUAUGAUUUUAUUAUAGUUGGAGGAGGAUCGGCAGGAUCAGUUUUAGCUUCCCGUUUAUCGGAAAUUAAUGAUUGGUCAAUACUGUUAGUAGAAGCUGGUGGAUUUAAAGAUAAUUUCAGCGAUAUACCUGGACUUUCAAGUUUUCUUCAAAUAUCUGAUAUGGAUUGGGGCUAUUUAACAACCCCACAAAAACAUUGCUGUUUAGGGAUGAAAAAUAAUCAAUGUGUUUAUCCAAGGGGAAAAGUGAUAGGUGGAUCAAGUACUAUCAACGGGUUGGUUUAUACAAGGGGUAAUAAAGAUGAUUUCGACGAAUGGGAAAAGUUAGGUAAUCCAGGAUGGUCUUAUAAAGACGUUCUACCAUAUUUUAUAAAAUCAGAAAGGAAUGAUAUCGAGAAAAUUGAUAAAGGAUAUCAUGGUUUUUAUGGUCCUCUUCACGUUAACCUCACAUCCCCAUCUGAUGUUACAACUGAGUAUGUUAAAAAAGCAUUUAACAAUAUUGGAGUUAAAGAAGUAGAUGUGAAUGGAAGACAACAAUUAGGGACGUCGAUAGUACCUUUAAAUAUCAAUUUCAACAAACGUUGUAGUGGUUACAAUACGUUUAUAACUCCCAUAGAAAAACGUAGAAAUUUAAAAAUCCUUUUAAACGCAUUCGUUUUCAAACUUAUAUUUAACAAAAAUGAAGCAAAAGGAAUUUUAUAUAAUAAAAAUGGUAAAAUUUACAAAGCAACUGUGAAAAAAGAACUAAUUUUAUCAGCUGGUGCUGUAAAUACACCACAGAUUUUAAUGUUAUCAGGUAUAGGUCCAGAAGAAGAUCUUACGAAACUUGGUAUCGAUGUUAUACAUAAUUUACCAGGUGUUGGGGCUCAUCUACAAGAUCAUCCCCAUUUAUUCAUACCAAUUCGUACUAAUAUUACUAGAGAUAAUUCUAAUUUAGCGGAGGAUUUAAAAAAAUAUGUUCAUGCUAAAACACCCCUUACAAGAGGUUUGUCAUCUGAACUAAUUUCUUUCACUAAAUUAACUGAAGAUUCACAUUCGAAUAUUGAAUUAUUAACGGGGAUACCUUCGUCAAUAAGUCCUAAUCCAAAACAGUUAUAUAAUUCUAAAUAUAAUACAAUGAGUGAUUUAAACAUAACAACAGAUUUUUUGAUGGGAGUGAUAUUGUUAAAACCUUUAUCCGUUGGGAAAGUUUCUUUGAAAUCGAAAAAUCCUUCGGAUUUUCCUUUAAUAGACAUUCGAUAUUUUUCAGAUCAGCAAAAUAUAGAUAUAAACACAAUGUAUGAAAGUAUCAAGUACGUAAUGAAACUAAUACAAACGAAUGAAAUGAGAAAAAUCAAUGCUUCUUAUAUCAGUCAACAACGUGGAUGUGAACAUUUAUUAUCAAACGAAUGCAAAAUAUCUGGUUAUCAGAAUGAUUGUGAUAAAAAUUAUUGGCAUUGUGCUAUCAGAAGAUACAGUAGUACUACUUAUCAUCCAGUCGGUACUGCCCGAAUGGGUCCUGAUCCCAAAUACCACGUUGUCGAUCAUACUUGUAUGGUACAUUAUUUUAAAAAUUUCAGGAUUGUUGAUGCGAGCGUUAUACCUAAUAUUAUAAGCGGUCAUAUUAAUUCCGUAGUUUAUAUGAUUGCAGAAAAAAUAUCUGAUAUUAUUAAAGUUUCACUAUCAGAUAAAUACGAAUAAUAAUAAUCGAUGUAUCGUUUUGUUAAACAAGUUAUUGUUUUCCAAAAUCGAUUCGACGUUUUCAAUGAUUAAAACAAAAUAAGAAA